AUGUCGACAGCCUUUCCUCCCUCGCGUCAUCGGUCUCGGAUGGCGAGAGAGAGAUCGCGCGACGUCAACAACUCCAUGCUUUCGGUCGCGUCCUCCACAGGCUCCAAUCAUGGCACCGUUAGCACCGAUUCUACAAUAUCCACCGACUUUGAUCCCAUCCGGGACGAAGCUUGUAUGUCUACCCAACAAUUGAACACCAAUUACUCCCAAAAGCUUCCUGAGCUACGCGACACCGCAAAGAAAUACGGUCGUUGGCAACCACGAUCACAGCAAGAGUUCGUCAUCAAUACUUCUGCAAUUGGACGCGCAUUUCCAGACUUUUCCCACGCAGGAAGUUCGGAUGACACCUUCAAUGUCGAAGUUGGACGUGCUCCAACACGACAUCCAUCCAAUCCACGUGUUGAAUACUCAGGCUCGCCCUCAUCACCUAUUAUAACAAUGGGCAGCACCAAGAUCCUCCAUACGCCAAAGCGCACCAGUACAAACCAUUCAAUUCUCCAGGACGCGCUACGCAAUAGAUCCUUUAAAGAAACCGCUCAACAUAACAGCACCGAACAGAAGGAAAACAUCCCUCCCGCUUCACAAGGUUCAGCAAAAGCUUCUCCUUACAUAUCCCACGCCAGCCGUACAAUUAGCGGCGAACGCCGAAGUCUUGCAGAGUUACAUGCUCGUGUUGCCGAUGAAUCCGAUGGCUCAUUCAUUGGCCAAGAGCGACCUGUUACUAGCACUCUCCAACCUCCCAAGAACAGCCGCUUUGCUAAUGGACAGGCGCAAAACCUACAACGCGUCUCAGCCUCCCCGAAUGUCUCUUCCAAGAGGCAACCCUCCGAAGUUGUUGAUGAAGCUAUGGUUAGAGCAGCAUCAAACACACCUUCCAAGCCACAAGUCGGGCCACAGAAAAUCCCCCACUACACCACAAAUUCAGCUACCCCAAAUCCUACCCAGCAAUCAUUUCUACUGCCUGGCAUGCGAGCAGCUUCCGAUGUGGACUCGGGGACAUUCAACAAUGGAGUACCAGUUUUUGCCCAUGGCGGAAAGAUCCACAAUCGCCAUACAUCCAAAGCCACUCUACUCAACGCUUCGUUCGGCCCAGUCGAUGCAAUCGUAGUACCGGACGAGGAAGAAGAUAUCUAUGAGUUGAUUAACCUGCUCAAAGCCAGAAUUGCUCGUGUCGAAGCAGAAAAUGGAGAUCAGAAACAUAUCAUAAAUGACAUCACAAAGGACAACCACCAAUUAGCACUCGAGAGGAAGGAACUUCCGGAUUAUGUGCGCCCCGAUAGCGCUUUGGGAAUGGGUGAUAGUGGAAGUGAUCGCCACGGGGGGUCCCUUAGGGAGGUAUCAAGUAUGAAUUCCCACCAAAGUCCCUCAAACAGCGAUGUGCUUACAAAAAUUCCAGGACUCCAAGCGCGUAUCAUAUCAAUUCAAAAUCAACUCGAUGCUAGUGAGCAAAGAGUGUCUAAUCACGAUGUGAUUUUCAAAGCUAGCACUAUCGAACGAGACCAGGCAGUGAAACAACUAGCAGAGGCUUAUCUAGAAAACGAGCGGUUGCAGGAUGAGAAUGAUUCUUUGAGAAAGGAAAGAGGGGAUCUCCUCAGGGAGCUACAACAAAAGGAGCAACAGGAAGACGGGAGCGCCGUCAAGGAGUUAGAAGCAGCACAAAAUCAAAUCUCUUUGUUGAGAAUGAGAGGCGAGUCCCUUGAACAGCUAGAGUUCGAGAACAGGUCAUUGAGACGAAAGAACGAGGCUCUAGAGAAGGAGUUGGGCCAGUUUGAGGCCAAGAGCCAAGAGCAUGCGGAUACCUGGCAGAAGAAGGAAACCAAACUUCGCAAUAAAAUUCUGCGACAAGAAGAAGUCGUUACGAAAUUACAGGAGCUGACUCAAGAAAUCCACGAGAACACGCGAGAGAUCACCCUUGCAACUACUUCUAAGCACAACGGGCUCACCUCGCAUCAUAGAGCCGAAAGCAAGCCGAAAUACGGACGGAGAUCUUUGCACCUUGACUCAAUUCCCCAGGGUCCCGCCUCAAUGGUGAUGAAGCAGAAUGAAAAACGGAUGAAUGAGGUAGACGGUACCAACGCCGAUCUAGAUAUUACCAGCAGCCGCGGUCGAAAAGCCACUGAAGAUAGCUAUAAUGUCAAGCUAGGGGGUGUGAAUUACCGACCAGAUCCUCCUCAGUUGAAUGAUUUCGAUCAAGAAACGGGCAAUGCUCGUCAAGCCACAGCCCUGGGCACUCAUGAUGCAUCACUCGAUGUUGAUACUACUAACGGCACCACAAUCCACGACUAUAUUAGAAAUACACCUGGAGAUGACACUCUUGAGGGGUCUUCGUAUGCAAGUAUACUUGGCCAAGGCUUCAUGACAAACCUUCGCCAGCAUGUCCGGAAUUUACGUGACGUGAAAGAGCUGCAGCAGCGCCAAAGAGGUGCUACAACUCCUUCUAUACAUGAUGACACUGUCCAAUCCAACCAUCCCAUUCAAUCCUCCUACCCGCGUUCAACACAAGAGCUAGUUGGUAUCUUGAAAAAUACCAACACCCGAAAUCGGGAUGAAUUUACCGGUUGCUUGAGCGUCAGGAGCGCCGGUUCAAACGCCCUACAUGCAGAAGAUUUAACGGACUGCUUGAGUGUGAAGAGUGCCCAGAGCGGCAAGUCACGGAGUCAUCAUGAAAACUCCCAGGCAUCCACAUCUCACCGCCGCCACCAUUCAGAGACCUCCGUCCAUGCCCAUACCUACCGCCGCCAUCGUACUGAAAAGGACGAUAUGACGUCUGCUUUUAUCAUUCCCGACAUUGAAUUCGGUAGCCAGCAAAAUGGAAAGGAUCAUCCUCGGCUUACGCCAGAUGCACGUCGAGUCCUAGAUGGAUUAUGCCAACAUAAUGCCAGUAACUGCAUUCUCUGCCGCCAAGUUACAUCAUAUGGUGACAGUAACGCUACCAAUGGAACGAAACAAACUAUUCGUAUCGAUGUCCCAAUUCCCGUGUCGGAGCGAAUGCCGAUUCCAGCCCCAUACGAAGAUGAACCAACGAUUCGACCUUCUGUUCAGCCCGGCCUAGCCCUUGCAACGGUCAUCAAGGGACUCCAAGAUGAAAUUGCCCAUCUGAAAAUGAGGCAGUCAGAAGUCCAAGUGGCUUAUAACCAACAUGACUCGUCUUUGGGCCGGCGAGCGCGAAAGACGAUGAAGAAAACCCUUGAGGAACUCUUGAAGCAAAUUGACCACAAGUCUGAUCAAGUUUAUGCACUCUAUGACGUUCUCGAGGGUCAGAAGCAGAGUGGCCAAGAAAUGAGCGACGAGGAGGUGGAGAGGACACUUUCAAACAUCGGACUUAACCAUGAAGAUACAACUAAGGAGGGCGAAAAUGACCAGGACGAAACGCUACCCUGGGAGGGCAUCGAGGAUAACUAG
Molecule: messenger RNA, 3402 nt
Organism: Venustampulla echinocandica
Lineage: Eukaryota; Fungi; Ascomycota; Leotiomycetes; Helotiales; Pleuroascaceae
Exons: 1
Coding region: 1-3402 (1133 amino acids)
Molecular function (GO): microtubule binding
Source: RefSeq, a predicted model, not a curated record